Molecule: messenger RNA, 7487 nt
Organism: Psylliodes chrysocephalus
Lineage: Eukaryota; Metazoa; Arthropoda; Insecta; Coleoptera; Chrysomelidae
Source: the annotation of a GenBank genome assembly
GAUGUUUAUUCAAAACAAAACAGUAAUCUAUAAUUUCGUAACGAUAAAUCGCGGUCUGGAAAUCAUUCUGUGUUUGAAUCGUUGAGAGUGUGCCACUUGAGCUAUUUUCAAUCAAUCGUCUGCCGCUAUUGUAUAUUUAUUUGAAUUGAGAGUGAAAAGGUUAUCGCCGAUUGUUGGUAUAUAAAUCGAGUUACUUUUUAUUCGGGGUAAUGAACUGUUUUACUUUGCGGUAUUGGGAUGAGGAUCUGGAGAAGUGAAGCGGUGUCCAGCUUCUCCUGCUCCAGGAGUAUGCACUUGGAGUCUUCAUGGUGAUAAGAACCGUUCAUGUUGGAACGGUGGGCAGCACCGUGGCAGGCAUCUGGCUGCUGCUACUGGCGGGGCUGUGGGGACGCGCUUCUGCAGGAAUCCUGCUGGCGCAGUAUCCCGGCCCCGACAAUAUUCCCGAACGUUUUUGGCACAUGGCCAUCGAUCAGAAGACUCAGAGAGUCUUCGUGGGCGGCACGAAUCGGCUGCUACAACUGGACGGAAACCUUCGACUCGAACACAUAGUAACGACCGGUCCUAAGAACGACAGUCCCUCGUGUCAUGCACUCGGGUGCAAUGAUCCCAACAUACCUCUUUCCCUGAUGGAUAACUACAAUAAAAUACUGCUUAUAGAACCAGAAUCCCGGACGUUAAUUUCGUGCGGAUCGUUAUCGCAAGGCGCUUGCUACAAGUAUAAGGUGAACAACAUUACUGCUGAGCCGCAGUUCAUACCUAAAAGCAUUGCUGCUAAUGAUGCUAACGCCUCUACUUAUGCCUAUAUCGGUCCUAAGAAAUAUAAUCUUUGGGGACGGUCAAAUAUCCUCUACGUAGGCACCACAUUUACGAACAACGGUGAUUUUCGUCAUGACGUACCAGCGAUAGCAAGUCGCGAUUUAGAAACGCUAGAAAUUGCAGAAUUGGGAUUUAGUAAACAGUCCCUUCUAAGUAUUGACGUUAAAUAUAGAGACCAUUUUAUUGUACAGUACGUAUACGGUUUUAAUGCUAGUGAAUAUGCCUAUUUCGUUAUUGUUCAGAAGCAGUCACAUUUGCCGGGACAAGAAGAGCAAGGAUACGUUUCUCGGUUAUCAAGGACUUGUAUAAAUGACGCUAAUUACGACAGCUAUACGGAAGUAACGUUACAGUGCACUGACGCGGAAACCAAAUAUAAUUUGGUACAAGAUGCUAAGAUCGCGUACGCUAAAGAAGAGCUGGCUUCGGCCUUGGGAAUAACAGUCGGUUCACCAGUUUUGGUGGCCAUCUUUAGACCAGCCAAAGGGAUAACGAACGAACCUCAAAAUCACUCGGCGUUGUGUCUUUAUCCUUUACGCGAUAUAGAAGGAAAAUUUAUAGAAAAUAUUCAUAUGUGCUUUAACGGUAGCGUGAAAUAUCGGAAUAUGGGUUACGUGUCCGGGCCAAUAUUAGACGGUAAAUGUCCCAGCAGUGGUUCCGCAGGAAACAUUCCUAACUUCUGUGAAGUUGGCUUAAAGAUAAGCGGCGUUACGCCUUUAGUAACGACCGCUGCCCUAGCGUUUCCCAAUAUUUCUCUGUCGGCUGUAGCUGUGGGAUCGACCGGCAGACACGUUUUGGCGUUUCUUGGUACGACUGAUGGGAGGAUCAAGAAAGUUUUGCUGUCUGGACCGGAGCCUCCUGAAUAUGAAGAAGUUUUUGUCGAUGACGGAAAUCCCAUAUUGCCUGAUACUACUUUGUCACCGACUGGCGAUUACCUCUACGUCUUAUCAACAGCGAAGGUUUCAAAAAUUAACGUUGAACACUGCAGUACUUACACAAAUUGCUCAUCCUGUCUGGAAUCGAAAGAUCCUUACUGUGGAUGGUGUUCUCUCGAAAAACGGUGUACUGUACGUGGUGCUUGCCAAAAAGCAUCUCAUAGCCCUCCCCGAUGGCUUUCCUUAGGGACAGGCCAACAGUGUAUAGAUUUUGAGCAAGUCUUCCCAGAAAGGAUCCCGAUUAACCAAAUGACUAACGUCCGAUUAACAAUCAGAACACUCCCUGCUCUUCCUCCGGGUGCUAAAUACAAAUGCGUUUUCGGUAAUGCUGAACCCAUUGAUGCAGAAGUCACGGAAAAUGGUCUCUACUGUUUCACACCAGAAAUAUCGAGGCGUCCUAGAAUACCGCCAAAAAUGGACCACGUUUUGGUUCCUCUGAGCGUCAGGUCAUCUGAAACCAACAAAGAUUUUGUAUCCAGGAAUUUUGCUUAUUACGAUUGCGGGAAACAUACUACUUGCGGGGAAUGCGUGAAGUCGAAAUGGGCAUGUAAUUGGUGUGUCUAUGAAAAUAAAUGCACUCAUAAUAUAUCCGUUUGUCAAAGGAAUAUCAUCAGCGGAGAAAACAAUCCAUCUCAUUUGUCCAUGCACGGAUUUUCGUACUGUCCACAAUUCAAAAGAAAAAACGAAACUAUUUUGCUACCUAAUAACGUUUUAAAGAAAAUAGUUUUUGAGGUUAUGAAUUUACCAAAUCCUUCAUCAGUGCAUACUGGGUUCCAGUGCAUAAUAGUCAUAGAAGGUGCUACCAUGCUUGUUCCAGCUACAGUAGAGGGUGAAAACAUCAUUGUCUGCGACCAAACCACAUAUUCUUAUGAAGCAAAUGAAGGAGAAUAUGAAGCAUCAGUAGAGGUAGUUUGGAACAGAAAGCAUCACAUAGACUCCAUGAAUGUAACUUUGUACAAAUGUGAUAUAUUAGGUUCUCAUAGGGAACACGCUGAUUGUUCAUUGUGCGUAACAAGAAACUCAAAAUACAACUGCACAUGGUGCGGUAACUCUUGUCAAUACUCAGAAUCGUGUCAACACACGCCACACAUUGAAUGCCCAAGGCCUAGAAUUGAUAUGAUCAAACCACUAAGUGGACCAAUCGAGGGAGGCACAUUAGUAACUAUUGAAGGCAGUAAUCUCGGUUUAAAGAAAGAAGAUGUUCAAGGAAAAAUACAAAUCGGACAAAUUCCGUGCGUGUUGGUAAAUUACGAAGUAUCUGUUCGUAUUCAGUGUCUCACAGGACCUUCUAGAGGCGAAAUGAUAGCUCCGAUUCGAGUAGGAAAUGAAGCCGGUUAUACUAAAUCAUCGGUAGAAUUCAGCUACAAAGACAUCAGACUAUCUGGUAUAUUUCCAUCCAUAGGACCCCAAUCUGGCGGGACUCGACUCGCAAUUACUGGGCAAUAUUUAAAUGUAGGCUCUGAAAUAACAGCCUAUUUGGAUGAUUACUUAUGCCAAGUUAAUUUGACUCAAGCAUCUAGCGGGAGAUUGACUUGUAUAACAUCCAGAGCGGUCAGACCAACGAAUGUAGUUAGAUUAACUCUAAGUAUAGACGGCGCUAACCGCACUUUAGAAGGCAAUCCUUUCAACUAUACGCAGGAUCCUACUAUAAUGGAAAUAAAGCCAUUGAACAGUUUCGUGUCCGGAGGGAAGAUGAUAUUUGUACACGGUACGAAUUUGGAUAGUAUACAGAAACCGGAAAUGGAAGUAUAUUCGCUAGAUGAUUCUAGUACUCCGAUUAAUAGGACUUUGUGUACUGUAUUAAGCAGUACCCAGAUGGAGUGUCCCAGUCCUCCUGUCAAUAAACAAUUCAGUAAUUAUAGUAGUAGACGUCCUCGAUCCCUCAGAAAACCGGCAGCUAUAAAGAUGAAGGAACCCAAAUUGAACCUACGGAUCGGUUUUCUCAUGGACAACGUACAAUCGGUCAGAGAUUUGGAGAAACAUUUUCCAAAUCUUCGAUCACAGUUACUGUACGUGGAGGAUCCAAAAUUUUUUCAAUUUCCUAAUCAAAUAAAGUUAUAUCAGGGUGAUAGGCUUGUGAUAGAAGGUGAAAAUUUAAAUGCAGCUAGCGAGGAGUCUGAUGUUGUUGUUACUAUUGGUACAAAGUCAUGCAACGUUACUGGUCUGGCGAUGAUCCAGCUCGUUUGUGUUCCAGCCGAACACCAACCUUUAGGAACCGACGAAAAUGGCUUUAAGACUGAAAAUAACCUUCCAUUAGUAGUAGUUAGAGUAGGAAAAAGUUUAAGGUUCCCAAUCGGGUAUCUGCAAUAUGACAUAUUCAAAUCAUUCGCUUUUCCACCUGAAGCCAUUAUUAUGAUAGCAGUUGGAACGAUAUUGUUUGUUUUAUUCUUUGUUGCCGUACUAUUUGUUUACCGAAGGAAAUCGACUCAAGCUGAAAGGGAGUAUAAAAGGAUACAAAUUCAAAUGGACACAUUAGAAAGCAACGUUAGAUCCGAAUGCAAAUUAGGGAUUCAUAUGCUUUUAGCAUUUGCUGAGCUACAAACUGAUAUGACUGAUCUCACUGCCGAUUUGGAAAAUUCUGGUAUACCAACUCUAGACCACACCAGCUAUAUCAUGAAGGUAUUCUUUCCUGGAGUGAGCGACCAUCCUAUUUUGAAUGCACCCAAGGUGCGUUUAAAUGGCCCAAGAACAAAUUAUGAUACAGCCAUGUUGCAAUUCGAGCAAUUAAUUAACAAUAAACAUUUUAUACUCACAUUUAUAGAUAUAUUGGAGUCGCAAAAAUCUUUUAAUAUUAGAAAUAAAGUUAAUGUAGCGUCCUUACUAAUGGUAGUUUUAAUGGGUAAAAUGGAAUAUGCAACGGAUAUUCUAAAAAGUUUAUUAUUGCGUUUAAUUGAUAAGUCUGUAAAUACGAAGCAUCCACAAUUAAUGUUAAGGCGAACGGAAAGUGUUGUAGAAAAAAUGUUAACAAACUGGAUGGCCCUGUGCAUGUACCACUACCUCAAAGAAUACGCCGGUUCAUCCCUUUUCCUAUUGUUUAAAGCAAUCAAACAUCAAAUAGAAAAGGGCUUGGUGGACGCCAUUACGCACGAUGCCCGGUAUUCUCUCUCUGAAGAAAGACUUCUGAGGGAAAACGUGGAAUAUAGUGUUGUGACCCUUCACAUCGUCCAAGAUGAUCUUGACGAAAAAAUCCAAUGUAAAGUCUUAGACUGUGAUACUAUCAGUCAAGUGAAAUCGAAGAUUUUAGACGCGCUAUUUAAGAACACUCCAUUCUCAUUGAGGCCUUCCAUCUACGAAGUAGAUUUAGAGUGGAGGCACGGUCGAGGCGGUCAUUUAACCUUGCAGGAUGAAGACCUGACAACGAAGACCAUCGGCGGGUGGAAGAAGCUGAACACUUUGGCCCACUAUGGAGUUAAAGAAAGCGCCGUUAUGUCUUUGAUUUCAAGACAAAAUGACAGUUUUAACAAUUGUAAACAACCCUGCCAUAACUGCGUUACAGGAAUGUACCUAAAUAAUUCACAGUCGCCAAUAAUAGCGACUAAUGGCGAUAUAGAAGCUGCUAAUAAUCCCAGAAUAUACCAUCUAGUCAAACCAAUCGAUGACCAUCAAUUUCCGAACAACAAAACAGUGGAAAGAACCCACAAGGCUAUCCCAGAGAUAUUCCUCACGAGACUGCUAUCCACCAAGGGCACUAUCCAGAAGUUUGUAGAUGAUUUUUUCAUGACGAUUCUUACAGUGAACGAAGCUCUACCUCCGGCAGUGAAAUGGCUGUUCGAUCUUCUGGACGACGCUGCCAGAAAACACGGCAUCCAGGAUCCGGAAGUUGUGCAUGCAUGGAAAUCGAAUAGUCUUCCUUUAAGAUUUUGGGUUAAUUUCAUUAAGAAUCCUGAUUUCAUUUUUGACAUCAACAAAACUUCAACGCUGGAUUCCUGCCUGUCGGUCAUCGCUCAGACCUUCAUGGAUUCUUGCUCCACCACGGAACAUAGGCUGGGAAAGGAUUCACCAUCAAAUAAAUUAUUGUUUGCUAAGGAUAUACCGAGGUAUAGGGAGAUGGUGUCUCAGUUCUACAGUGACGUUGCUAUGUUACCGGUGAUAACAGAUCAAGAAAUGGGAUCUGCCAUGCAGCAAUUGUCUGCACAACAAGCAGAGGAAUUUGACACUGUAGCAGCUUUAAAAGAACUUUACAUAUAUGUUACUAAAUAUAGAGAACCAAUUCUUGAGGCACUUAGCACAGAUCCAAAUUGCCGGCGUUUGCAUCUGGCACCAAAACUGGAAGGUGUCGCAUAUACAUUAGGAGGGGAUGAGAAUUCGGCAUGCUGACCUCAACGGUCACCUGAUCCUCUGCUGCCUAGAACCUUGGCGCCCUGAUUCCAAGCGUAAGUUCACACACAUGCUUUUCGCUAAACCAAACAACUACAAGUCAAUUUUUCGAAGGUUUGUGCUGCCGUCUUACCAUAAAUAUUAAGUCAUAGUUAUUUUUUUAACAUUUUACGACGCUUCAACUUGUGUAUACUUACAUUUUAGACGAUUUUUAAAGCUUCGAAGUUCCUAUAUGUUAAGCCAAGUUACUUUAUGUACCUUAAUUAUUAAUCGUAAUUGUAGAUAUACCUACGUACGUUACGAACAUCAUUUGUUAUUGUUCUCAUCCAAAAUUUGUAAUCGAUAAAACCUCAGAUUCGUGGUAUUUUAUAAUACAGUAUAUAUUUAUGGAAGAUAAUUGUUCAUAUUUUCAACCGAUCCAUUUUUAAAUGAAUGUUAUAAACGUUUGUUAUAAAUAAUUAAUAAUUUGCUGUUAUAGUAAUUUCUGUUACAUACAUUUUUCACUUCAGUAAAGCAAUAGAAACACUACCUUAAUUUUGGUUGACAUUUAAUAAUAUUCAGUAAGAAGUAUACUAUGGAAAAAUGUAGUAUUAUAAUGUCUGGUGUCAAAGUAUAUUAAAAAAAAUUGAUCUCAAAGAUGGUGAAAAAUAUUUGUUACAAAAAUUUAGAGCAAUUUGACUUUGUAGACUAGUAUUGUUAUAUGUUGUUAUUGUAAAAUUAUAAAUGAUGAAGCUGGUUAUAGAGAAAAGCAUGUUUGUGUUUUUGAGCGUGUUAUACUGUGAUAUGGCGCAUGAUCAGGUGACUGUGAUUGAGUGCGUACUUACCCUCCAGCGGCUGCUAGUUUCCUUUCCGAGUGCCUCGCUACGCUGAUGGGACGUGACAAGGACAGUGUAUACUCGCAAUGGCGCGCAAAUGUAGCGCACUUCUAUGGUUCAAGGGUAAUUCCACUCUGAUUGGUUCGUACCUCGCUAUUUAUCUAUUGUCCUAUUUUUAAAGCCAAUUUAUCAUUAUCUUUGGUUUCUAAAUAGUGACAAAGUUUUGUCAUACUUGUCCAUUUUCAAGCAAUAAUUGUUCAUUUAUUUGACAUUAAAUGUUACAAAAUCGUAACUAACAAUAAUACGUUUAUAGCAAUACAUUUGAUCAUUAGUAGUAAAAUGGUACACUAACAGCAAGGCCACGAGUCUUAAAAUGGCAACAUUGUACAUAAUGAAUCGUACAAUGUUUAAAAACGAAAAUUGAAAACGACAAUACCUAUAAAUGAGAGCCGUUAACAACUGUUCGCAAAAUUAACUAAGAAACUUUAUAAAAAUUUAUAAAUAGAAAAACUGAUGACAAAGAUCAGACGCUGUAAAUGUAGCUUUUUUUCAUUAAAAAUACAAAUCAAAAAACACGUACGUAACUGGGUAGAUAAUGUUAUGAGCC